UAUCCAAGAUAUGCAUCAACGCUGCCCUUGGGUUUGAUACUUUUAUGAUAAUGAGACACGGGUACCGCCCACCUGGUACUGGCCCAUCUAACGAGACCAGACGCCCUCUCUUUAACCACAUCCCUGGGUCACAGUUAGGCUGCUACUUUUGUAACGAUGUUGUAGCCCCCACUGACUCUACUCGUGACCGUACCCUAGACCAGCAGUGCACUGUAUCAAGGCCUGGUCUCUCCAUGAUAGCAGGUGGUCUGGCAGUAGAACUGCUCUCCUCUUUAUUACAGCAUCCUGAUAAAGGGCUGGCCCCUGCUGAUUCUAAUCCUGAUCAAGAGGACAUUAAUGAGACUGGGUCUGAGGCCAGUCCUCUUGGUAUUGUCCCUCAUCAAAUUCGUGGAUUCCUCUCUCGUUUUCAAAAUGUCAUACCGGCCAGUCAGAGGUUUGAUAAGUGUACAGCUUGUUCUGAUGUUGUCCUUGGAGAGUAUGCUAAGGAUGGGUUCCAGUUUCUAUUGAAAGUGUUCAAUACUCCGAAUUAUCUAGAGGACCUGACUGGUCUGAGUCAGCUGUAUGCUGAUACUCUUGAAGAUCAUGUGUGGGAACUGAGUGACAGUGACACUGAGGAGAAUUAGGAACUAUUAUUAUUAUUAUUAUUAUUAUUAUUAUAAACCCAAAAAACAAGAACUAAUUAGAGCUAAUAAUAGAGAAAAACAAAAAAAAGGGAAAGGAGAGGGAAGGCCCUAUGAGGAAAAAAUAAAAUAAAA
Messenger RNA from Amphimedon queenslandica, 755 nucleotides. Its product is annotated as ubiquitin-like modifier-activating enzyme ATG7. NCBI's taxonomy places the organism in Eukaryota, Metazoa, Porifera, Demospongiae, Haplosclerida, Niphatidae. Gene Ontology annotation, molecular function: ubiquitin-like modifier activating enzyme activity. The transcript has a single exon. The record is from RefSeq and is a predicted model, not a curated record. The coding region runs from base 45 to 623 and encodes 192 amino acids.